CUUUACAAACCAAACUAAUCAAAUUAUCACAACACAAAGAAAGAAAAAAUAAGAAGAAAACAAAGUAAUAGAUAAAAUAACAAUAAAAAUAUCAAUGUCGACAAGAUAGAGAGUCGAAAGAAGUCUCGACUCUAGAUCUAGAACCGAACGGACUGAUGGCGGGCAGGAGACAGUGACAGUGAGAGGAGAGCGCCAUCUUUAUCACGUUUUAUCGGCGCCAUCGCUCAGUAUUGCAUUACUUAAGUGGCGCCAUUGUAAUCCACGGCGCUUCAGUGAUUUAUGGAGCAAAGAAGACGCGUGUGGGAGCUGCAGGGGCGCCACAAUCAGGUGGCUCUUUGCAAUGGUUCGUGAGAUGUGGGUAGGGGGGCGAGGCUCCCCGCCACCCCCCCUCCAGGCUGUUCUUCCCCCCGCCCUCCUCCUCCUCCACCUCCUCCUCGUCCUCCUCCUUUCGCUACCGAGGACGGAGGCGGGCAGUCCACAGCUGAACUAUCGAGAGAAAGAGAAGGAUAUACUGGACGAACUAUUCAAGAAGAGCCAUUAUGAUAAGCGUAUUAGACCAUCGGGGGUAAAUGGGACAGCAAACAACCCGACAAUAGUAAGAAUAAAUAUGAUGUUUCGAAGCAUACAAACUAUAGACGAUGUUAAAAUGGAAUACAGUGUCCAGUUGACCUUUAGGGAAGAGUGGAAUGAUGACCGGCUGAAAUUUGAUGACCUUGAGGGACGCAUCAAGUACCUUACCCUGACGGAGCCGAGUAAGGUGUGGAUGCCUGACCUCUUCUUCAAAAAUGAGAAACUAGGGCAUUUUCACGACAUAAUUUUGCCCAAUGUUUAUUUAAGGAUAUUCCCUAACGGUGGUGUCCUGUAUAGCAUAAGAAUAUCACUUACUCUCUCUUGUCCAAUGAAUCUACAACUCUACCCACUGGACACUCAGACUUGUGAACUGCUCCUUGCUAGUUAUGGGUGGACCACAGAGGACCUGGUCUUUCUGUGGCGUGAAGGAGACCCAGUUCAAAUCACACAGAAUCUUCACCUUCCUCGAUUUACGCUGGAGAAAUUUAUGACUGAAUAUUGCAACAGUAACACUAAUACAGGCGCUUACUCCUGCUUGAAAGUCGACCUCCUUUUCAAGCGAGAGUUCUCCUACUACCUACUGACUAUCUACAUCCCCUGCUGCAUGCUGGUCAUUGUGUCUUGGGUCUCCUUCUGGCUGGAUCAAAACGCGGUGCCUGCUCGUGUCAGCCUGGGAGUUACAACACUGCUAACCAUGGCCACGCAGACUUCAGGGAUCAAUCAGAGCCUUCCGCCAGUAUCCUACACUAAGGCCAUUGACGUUUGGACUGGCGUUUGUUUGACGUUUGUUUUCGGUGCUUUGCUGGAGUUCGCGCUUGUAAACUACGCUUCAAGGUCCGACAUACACCGAGAACAGCAGAAAAAACAGAGGAGACAGUGGGAGUUUGAGCACCAAGCGGCCAUGGAAGGGGACGGAGAGGGAGAUGGCCCAGCCACGUUUGCAAUGGCACGUCAGUGUGAGAUCCACAUGCGCACACAGCCCCCCCGGAGAUGCUGUGCCUCCUGGCUCUCUAAGUUUCCAUCAAGAAGCAAGAGAAUUGACGUCAUUUCGCGCAUCACCUUUCCUUUGGUGUUUGCGCUCUUCAACGUGGUGUACUGGAGCACCUACCUGUUCCGCGAGGAGGAGGAGGUGCCCCCCCAUCCCUAAGGACCCCCAGGAUACCCCACAGGAAGGAGAAAGCCAAGGAUUCCAAGGAUAUCAGAAUAACUUUGUGCGUUGGAUAAAAUUUGUGAACUGUGUAUUUAAGCUUGUUUCUCUGGAGUCCUGUGUUAUCAAGGGCAAGGAGGAAGUGCCCCCAUCCCUAAGGACCCCAGGAUACCCCACAGCAAGGAUGGGAAGGCCAGGAUUCAAAGGAUAUGCAGACAGGAGUGUGUGUGUAGCGUUUAACAUGAAAAUCUUAAGGAAAGCAGAUUUUUGGGGUAAAUUUCAUGUUUCCCUGGGGUUUCCUGGGGUUUCUACUUGUUGAGGGGCUAGGAGGAGGUGCCCCCAUCCCUAAGGACUCCAGGAUACCCCACAGGAAGGAUGGGAAGGCCAGGAUUCAAAGGAUAUCAAGGAAGUAAUUUGUAGUGAAGGAUAUGAAAAAGUGUGUGUGUGUUCGUGUGUGUUUCAAGAAAAGGUAUUUUUUGUGGAAUAUUUUACAUUUCCUGGGGUUGAAGGGCAAGGAGAAGGGCCCCCUAAUCCCUAAGGACCCCAGGAUACCCCACAGCAAGGAUGGGAAGUUAUGAAUUCAAAGGAUAUGAUGAGAAAAGAUUGUGUCAGAGAGAGAAAAAAAAUAUACUGAAAGAUUUGAACUAAUUUUUGUGUAUUUAAGCUUGUUUCUCUGCAGUCCUGUGUUAUCAAGGGCAAGGAGGAAGUGCCCCCAUCCCUAAGGACCCCAGGAUACCCCACAGCAAGGAUGGGAAGGCCAGGAUUCAAAGGAUAUGAAGACAGGAGUGUGUGUGUGUAGCGUUUAACAUGAAAACCUUAAGGAAAGCAGAUUUUUGGGGUAAAUUUCAUGUUUCCCUGGGGUUUCCUGGGGUUUUCUGGGGUUCCUACUUGUUGAGGGGCUAGGAGGAGGUGCCCCCAUCCCUAAGGACCCCAGGAUACCCCACAGGAAGGAUGGGAAGGCCAGGAUUCAAAGGAUAUCAAGGAGGGAGUGAAAGGAUAUGAAAUAGAGUAUGUGUGUGUGUGUGUGUUAGAGAGAGAGAGAGAGAGAGAGAGAGAGAGAGAGAGAGAAGUGUUUGCUGCCAGUAUUAAUAUAUGAAUAGAUAAUU
Portunus trituberculatus (swimming crab) is the source of this 2823-nucleotide messenger RNA. RefSeq names its product glutamate-gated chloride channel-like. The transcript has 11 exons. Gene Ontology annotation, biological process: regulation of membrane potential; nervous system process; chemical synaptic transmission. Gene Ontology annotation, molecular function: neurotransmitter receptor activity; transmembrane signaling receptor activity; extracellular ligand-gated monoatomic ion channel activity. NCBI's taxonomy places the organism in Eukaryota, Metazoa, Arthropoda, Malacostraca, Decapoda, Portunidae. Gene Ontology annotation, cellular component: membrane; neuron projection; synapse. The coding region runs from base 341 to 1717 and encodes 458 amino acids. The record is from RefSeq and is a predicted model, not a curated record.